Messenger RNA from Esox lucius (northern pike), 6524 nucleotides. It is a transcript of the gene cpamd8, whose product is annotated as C3 and PZP like alpha-2-macroglobulin domain containing 8. The record is from RefSeq and is a predicted model, not a curated record. Gene Ontology annotation, cellular component: extracellular region. Lineage: Eukaryota; Metazoa; Chordata; Actinopteri; Esociformes; Esocidae. The transcript is spliced from 43 exons. Gene Ontology annotation, molecular function: endopeptidase inhibitor activity; protein binding. Bases 518 to 6139 code for a protein of 1873 amino acids.
GCUGCAGGAGCUGUUCUGACUCGCACUCGCAGGAACAAAAGCUUUUAAACUUCAAAGACAUGAGGAGGCACACGCAGUUGCAGAGGAAAUGGACAACACCAAUCCACUGGAAAUACAUUGAUAAAUAUCUCUAACAUCCCUUUUAUAUAGUGCGACGUCUCAUGGGGUGGGAGGACACUAGCAAUCUGUAAUGCUGAAAUAUGAGAAAACGGAACUAAGCCAGAUGAAUAAAUCACGCAAAAAUAGGACUGUAUGUGCGCUGAGCUCAGAGGAAAAAAGCCUAUUGCCCAGAAACGGGAUUUCUCGAAGUGGCAUGAUAAAAAUUUGAUCCCCAAUUGCCGAUUUGAGGCAAACGUUGGCGCUCACACAUCAGAGUGCCUCAAUGGAUAGGCUACGGAAGAAUGAGAGGCUGGUCGAAGCAACUGUACAUUUUAAGGUUUGAGAACGUUUUUAAGUCUGAACUCUUGAGAGCGACCCUAUUACAGCACCGCUCGGCAAACUGAAGGUAAUAUUGAAAAUGCGGAGGUUCUGCUGGACAACGCUGAGUCUCUCGUGGACUUUAUUCAUCUGUGUCGUCAAUAGAAGUUAUGCACAAGAAAGACAGGGUUACCUAAUUGCCGCUCCCUCUGUGUUCCGUGCUGGCGUGGAGGAGGCUCUGAGUGUCACCAUCUUCAACGCUGUGGAGGAGACGCACGUCCAGGUCCAGCUCUCAGUGAAGGGUGAGAUGGUGGCCCACAGCCAUGGCACUGUACUAGACAAAGGCACAAUCAAAUUAAAGGUCCCUCCUGGUCAGAGAGGCCAGGCUCUUCUAAAGGUGUGGGGGAAUCGCCACAUCACUGAGGGGGGAUACAUCUUCCACAACUACACCACUGUCACUGUGGACAGUAAAGGCACAGCCGUCUUCAUCCAAACAGACAAGCCAGUUUACAAGCCAAAACACAAAGUGCUAAUCAACGUGUACUCUGUCACUCCGGAUCUGAGGCCGGCCAAUGACAAGAUUGAGGCCUACGUUGUGGACCCAAGAGGAUCAAGAAUGGUCCAGUGGAAAGAGCUUAAACCCCUCUGCUGUGGGAUCGUCAACAUGAGCUUCCCUCUCUCUGACCAGCCUGUGUUUGGGGAGUGGUUGGUCUUUGUAGAGAUGCAGGGGCACACCUACAACACAUCCUUUGAAGUGCAAAAGUAUGUGAUGCCCAAGUUUGAGCUGGUGAUAGACCCUCCACGGUACAUUCGGGACCUCAACACAUGUGAACAAGCCACUGUGAGGGCAAAGUAUAUCUUUGGGAAGCCAGUGAUGGGGAAGAUGACAGUGAACAUGACAGUGAAUGGAGUUGGGUACUACCGACAUGAGGUGGGCCACCCUGUGGUUAAGACCAUGGAGAUCAAAGCGUCAGCAACCUUUAGCGUGUGUGUCAAAGACAUGAUGCCCCUGGAUGUGGCCGAUCACUUCCGGGGCACAGUGAACAUGUGGGUGUCCGUGAGAAGCACAGACGGAGGGCAGCAGACCAUGUUUGAUGACUCCACGCCGGUUCAUAAGCAGCUCAUUGACAUCAAAUACUCCAAGGACACACGCAAGCAGUUCAAGCCUGGUCUGCCUUACAAGGGAAAGGUAGAGGUAACCUACCCUGAUGGGAGUCCAGCGGAUGGGGUGCGGGUGCGUGUGAAGGCAGAGCUGACCCCCAAGGACAAUGUGUACACCAGCGAGCUGACGUCCAAAGACGGUCAGGUCAUGUUUGAGAUCCCCUCCAUCCCCACGGCAGCCCAGUACGUCUGGCUGGAGACCAAGGUGACUGCCAUAGAUGGCCGUCCAGCUGGAGACCAGUACCUCCCAAACUACCUAUCCAUCAGCAGCUGGUACUCGCCUAGCAAAUGUCACAUCCAGAUCCAAAGUCUCAGUGCUCCUCUCCAGAUCGGUGAGGAGGCUGAAGUCACUCUGAAGUCAACCUGUCCCUGUAACUUCACCCUCCACUAUGAGAUCGCCUCCAGAGGUAACAUUGUCCAGUCUGGCCAGCAGCAGCCCAACGCCACUGCUCGCAGAAACAAGCGGGCAGCGGUCACCUUCGACAAGAACGUCCACACCACCCUGCCGCCCGCUAGCUCCGGGGCCUCCACUCAGGCAGAGACGGACAGCUGUAUGGCGCUGCUGCGUUUCACUGUGACCCACAGCAUGUCACCGCUCAGCCGCCUCCUGGUCUACUAUGUUAGGGAGAACGGAGAGGGCGUCACUGACAGUCUGCAGAUUCCCGUGCAGCCCAGCUUUGAGAACCAGGUGUCCGUGUCUCUGUCUGCCAACAAGUCGAUGCCAGGUGACCCUGUCAGUCUGCGUGUUAUUGGUGAGAAGGGCUCCUGCGUAUGUGUCGGCACCGUGGACAAGAGCCUCUACCUUCUCAAACCAGACUUCCAGCUCAGUCCAGACAAGGUGUUUAAAGAACUGGCAGACUUUGACGUGUCCGAUGCCUUUGGAGUACCCAAAGAUGACGGCCACUUCUGGUGGCCAGGGCUGUCAUCUAAGCGACGGAGGCGUUCUUCAGUGUUCCCAUGGCACUGGGAAAUCACUAAAGAUGCCCGCUUUGCCUUCACGGAGACUGGUCUUGUGGUGAUGACUGACAUGGUGAGUCUGAACCACAGACAGAGUGAGGAGAUGUACACGGACGAGGCCGUUCCUGCCUUUCAGCCACACACGUCCACACUGGUGGCAGCUAUGCACUCUCGCCCUGUGCCCAGAGCAGAGAAGCGCAGGCGGACGUUCUUCCCAGAGACCUGGGUGUGGCACUGCCUCAAUGUCAGUGAUGUGACCGGGGAAGCUGAGUUGCAAUUGGAUGUUCCAGACUCCAUUACAACCUGGGUGACAGAAGCUAUUGGCUUGUCAGUGGAAAAGGGGCUGGGCCUUGCCAAGAAGGUGGAGCUUCUUACAUUCAAGCCCUUCUUUGUGGACUUCACCCUCCCUUACAGUGUGACUCGCGGGGAGCAGACCAAAGUCCCGCUGACUGUUUACAACUACCUUUCUGCCUGCGCCGAGGUCCAUAUAAAGGUUACUGUUCCCAAAGGCAUCAAGUUUGUCGGCCACCCUGGGAAACAUCACCUGACCAGAAAGAAGUGUGUGGCUCCUGGAGAGGCAACACCCACAUCCAUCGUGUUGUCCUUCACUGAGCUGGGCUCUGCCAACAUCACAGCGCGGGCCAUUGCUUAUAGCGAGCCUGGCUGCUGUUCUGAUGGACUCCAAGCAACAAAAACAGGCAAAAACACAGAUGACCCGGAAGACAGGAGGACCCCCACUGGCCUUGACUAUGUCCGCAGGAGUGUCCUUGUGGAGCCAGAGGGCCUGCCCAGAGAGUACACCUACAGUGUCUUCUUCUGCCCCAACGGUCAGUAUGGAGUUCUAUGUCGUAUUACAGCUACAACAGAACGGAUACACAUCUCCACACCCAACAAGUAUGAGUAUCAAUAUGUCAAGAAGCCGGCUAAGAUGACCUGCUUCGAGGUGGCCGUGAAGACCCACAACGAUGCCCACUUCGCCCUCUCACCCGGCCCCCACGACAGUGCUGAGAUGCUGGAGAUUGUGCUUGGGGGCAGACAGAACACCCGCAGUUGGAUUUCCCUUGGCAAGAUGGGCGAGCCAGUGGUCAGUGCCUCCACACCAGGCAUCCUCUCCUGGGAUGAGUUUCGUAGCUUCUGGGUCAGCUGGAAGGAUGGCGUGGUGCAGGUGGGACAUGGCUUGCAGCCAUCCAAUGAGUCGAUGAUCCUGCAAUGGUCCAGCACCCUCCCUGGGCAGGUGCGUCACAUUGGUUUUUCCACGGGCUGGGGCUCAGUCGGGGAGUUUAAGAUCUGGAGGAAGGAGGACUCUGAUGAGAACCACAACGAGGCCUUCACCCUGGGCGUCCCUCACAAUGUGGUGCCUGGCUCUGAGACUGCCACCGCCUCCAUGAUAGGGGACGUGAUGGGCCCCACUCUCAACAACCUGGACAAGCUGCUGCGACUGCCCUUUGGCUGUGGAGAGCAGAACAUGAUCCACUUUGCCCCCAACGUUUUUGUCCUGAAGUACCUGCAGAAGACCAGGCAGCUCAGCAGCGAGGUGGAGGCUGAGGCCACAGACUACCUGCUGCAAGGCUACCAGAGACAGCUGACCUAUAAGCGCCAGGAUGGAUCCUACAGUGCCUUUGGAGAGAGGGACUCCUCUGGAAGCAUGUGGCUGACAGCGUUUGUGUUGAAAUCUUUUGCUCAGUCUCGUGGGUUCAUUUUUAUUGACCCAGAGGAGCUGCGUGCUGCCAAGGCGUGGCUCAUCAACCACCAAAGAGAGGAAGGCUCCUUCCCCGCCAUGGGACGCAUCCUCAAUAAAGACCUGCAGGGAGGAAUCCAUGGAAAGAUCUCAUUGACGGCGUAUGUGGUUGCAGCCCUCCUGGAGACCGGAAUUACUACAGAGGAGGAGAAAAUGGCUGUGAGCAAGGCAAAGGGUUUCCUAGAGAGUAACACAUACUCGGCUGAUGACCCGUAUACCACAGCCCUGUCUGCCUACACCCUGGCCCUGUUACGAAGCCCAUACGCCCCUCUCGCUCUCAGACGCCUCAACCACAUGGCCAUCACACAAGAUGGAUUCACCCACUGGAGUCUGACAGGCAGCACAGUCACAGAUGAGGAUACCUUCAUGGGCUUCAGUGAUGGCCUUACUCAGUCAGUGGUGUCAGCUGAGGUGGAGAUGACAGCAUAUAGCCUGCUGACGUACACCCUGCUGGGUGAUGUAGCUUCCGCCCUGCCUGUGGUCAAGUGGCUCUCCCAGCAGAGGAACGCUCUUGGGGGAUUCUCCUCCACACAGGACACGUGUGUAGCUCUUCAGGCCUUGUCUGAGUACGCCAUCCUAUCAUAUGUGGGAGGAGUAAAUCUUACCAUCUCUUUGGCCUCCACCAACCUGGACUUUCAGGAGAGCUUUGAACUACAUCGCGACAACCAAAAGAUCCUGCAGAGUGCCUCGAUCCCCAGUAUUCCCACAGGGCUGUUUGUCAGUGCUAAAGGCGAGGGCUGCUGUCUUAUGCAGAUUGAUGUAUCCUACAACGUACCCGACCCUGUGGCCAAACCAGCCUUCCAGCUCAAGAUAGACCUGAAGGAACCCAAGCAGGAGCGCAACCCGCCAGCACCGCGCCCCUCCCACCAUGCUAGUCUUCACUCCAGUUCCCGUGAUGACAACCGCUCAGAGCUGAACCGUAAACGCCGGACGCCCAACGAUGAUGAUGACCCCGCAGCCCACCAAGACAGCCUGGACCACCGCAUCACCCUGGAAGCCUGCGCGAGGUGGCUUCAUUCAGGUUCUUCUAAUAUGGCUGUCUUAGAGGUCCCUCUGCUGUCAGGUUUCCGAGCCGAUGUGGAAAGUUUGGAGAGGCUGCUGAUGGACAAGAGGGUUGGCCUGAAGAGGUAUGAAGUUGAUGGAAGGAAGGUCCUCUUCUACUUUGACGAGAUCCCCAGUCAGUGUAUGACGUGUGUGGCCUUCCAGGCUGUCAGGGAGUUCAUAGUGGGAAAGACAGCGCCUGUUCCGGUCAAGGUGUACGACUACUAUGAACCAGCGUUUGAGGCGACCCGCUUCUACAACGUGAGUGAGAGCAGUCCCCUGGCCCGCGAGCUAUGUGAUGGUACCACCUGCAAUGAGGUGGAGAGCUCUACUAAUCAGUGGACAGGCUUUGUCCAGGGGAACCAAUGUAACAAUGUGUUUGACUGCCUGGGGGAGGAGCAGUUUGAGCGUUGCACUUGCUACAGGGACUGUGGCUAUGAUGGAGAGCCGGUUUGUGGCUCAGACGGCCAUCUCUACCAGAACCAGUGCCAGAUGGAGGUCUUCGCCUGCCGGAAUGGGACCCGCAUAGAACAAGUGUCUAUGUCCCAGUGUCCUCAGAUGGAUUCCACCACAGAGGACCGUGAGGUAGCUACAGGCCAGGAACCAGAGCAAGCUCCUAUGUCUGUACACACAGGUGAAGAGGAGCAGAGUUCCAUGGCUGAGGUGUCCUACUACUCCUACGAAUACGAGCCAGACUCCGAACCCUUCCCUGCCGAGGAGGAGGACCGCGUUGAGCUGGCCACAGGGGAACCGGAGGGGGGGCAGGAACGUCCAUCAGCUAGCCAGCUACUCACACUGGACCCAAAGGACCCCACUGAGCGAUGAAACUGCCCUUGACUGCAACACCAGCCAGAGCUCCAAAUUGUACAUUGUUUGUGAAUAUGUUAGAGUAAAAGAACGAGGAGAAGGAGUAGGGACUGCCCCACCUGAUGGAAAAAUAUCUUGGUGUCUGGAGUUUGUGUAUGUGUGCGUAUGAAUGACCGGAAGACUGUGUGUGUUUGUGUGUGUGUUUGUAUGUAUGUGUGUGUUUGUGUGCGCGUGCUAGUAAUCUUCAGCCCUCUGUGUUUCUCUAUCUUUUAUAUAUGCAGUCACUUCAUCACCAGUAGACACCAUAGCGUCUUUAAUAUUCACUGUAGUACCUUUACAGUUGUAAUCUCUAGAUGAAAUAAUCAAGUAUUUAUAUUUGUAAUUACACCUGAGUUAAAACAAA